GUACAUCUGUCCAGAUACCCGAAGCGUCAACAAGACAAGGAUCUGUUUAUUUUGUCUGCCACUGAACGUCCCACCAUGGCCCCUCAACCCACGCACAGCCGUCCCACGUCACGCUUACCGGCCAUCACACCACAGCUCUUGCGUGUUCCCAUACAUAUUACUCUCAUGACACUGGUUUGUUUCCUCUGAACACAACAUCACGCCCUAUCGACACCAGGAUAUGCGCAAAUUCGACGGCGUACGAUGCUGUCUAGCCUGCGGUGAAGCAGUAUUUGAAGAACAACAGAUUGCACCGACAGCGAUCCGACUGAAGCCAACAGUUAUCCCUGUCGAAUAUCAACACACCCGUCUUCAUCUUGGUCUUGGAAAAGAAAUUUGUCUCGUAGUUCUGCUGCCUGGCAGAGACCUUGAACCGCUACAAUGUGAGAUAAAACAUGUCUAUCUGGAUGACAAACCAGUCUUUGAAGCAGUCUCGUACACCUGGGCUGGCGAAGAUGGAGACGACAGCAAGUCACGAACCAUUCAGUUCACCAAUGGUGCAAUUAUGCAUGUCACAAUAAAUUGCGAGGCUGCACUUCUUCAGCUGAGGCAUCCUAGCAGGGAGCGACGGCUCUGGAUUGACGCGAUCUGUAUCAAUCAGACAGAUGUUACCGAGAGGAAUCGUCAAGUUGGUUUAAUAGAUCAGAUAUUCUCAGCUCCCCAAAGCGUCGUCAUCUCCAUUCCGUAUGCGAAACCCAGUAUUUGCACGAACGUCUUCUGCCCCUGUUCUCCUGGCUCCAAUGGCCUAACGAAGACCUCUACUCAUUUCACAAACACAAAUUCAAUAGCACGCUCGAAACACUCUUAGAGUUGCGCUACUUCGAACAGGUCUGGGUAAUCCAGGACGUCGCACUGCCAAGAGAUUGCAUUUGCACGUUCAUGCACAUGAAGCUGAGCUUUUCUUCCCUGUAUUGGAAAGAAUGCGGCAAGGUCGUAAAGUUCCCUCUGUCUUGAUGUGGAGCCUCAGGUUAGCGCGCACUGCCGAUAUCAUGACAUGCUUGCAAGCCAGCAUGACGUGCAAGUCAAGAGAUCCUAAGGACAAGGUCUUUGCAGUCCUCAACCUCAUAGAGCCCUACUCUCGA
Messenger RNA from Macroventuria anomochaeta, 1121 nucleotides. RefSeq lists its product as uncharacterized. Bases 221 to 847 code for a protein of 208 amino acids. The transcript has a single exon. Lineage: Eukaryota; Fungi; Ascomycota; Dothideomycetes; Pleosporales; Didymellaceae. The record is from RefSeq and is a predicted model, not a curated record.